GGCUGGAGAUGGCAGUAUUGCAGGUUGUGGGCUGGAGAUGGCAGUAUUGUAUUUUGCAUGUAGCUUUGCUUUGCAGAAGAAAAGGAGAAUGGAUAAGGUCAUUAACUGCUUUAACAAGAGGCCAGAGGCGGUAGCAAGGCUGAUAUGCUUUCCUUGGGCAGGUGGAGGCUCUUUACACUAUGCACGCUGGGGGAGGCUUCUUAACCACUCGAUCGAAGUUUAUUCAGUCAGACUGCCAGGUCGGGAAAGCCGAGCUAAAGAACCUUUCGUUCAGAACAUGCAGCAGAUAUUAGAUGAGGUUGUCGGUGUGUUAUUACCAGCGCUAAAAGAGAAACCAUUUGCCCUCUUUGGACACAGUUUUGGUGCUAUGACCAGCUAUGCUUUUGCUGAGUAUGUGAAGACAGUUCACAAUCUUGAACCCAUUCACAUGUUCAUCUCCGGAGCCUCCGCACCUUAUUCUGAAACUAGAUUACAGGCACCAACCAGAAGCCACUUGUCUGAUGAAGAGUUCCUUCAGUGGAUGACCUCUAUUGGAGGAACACCUCCUGAAAUUCUGACCAAUCCAGAGGUGCUAAAGCUCUUUCUGCCAGCCUUAAAAGCUGAUCUGAAGGUAGUGGAGACUUACAGAUGCAGCAGGCCGACAAGCCCUUUCCUUUCAUGCCCAGUGUCAUGCUUUGAUGGCAAAGAGGAUGUGCCACAUGACUUACAAGCAUUUAAGGCUAUGACCAGUGGAGAUUUCACAGUGCAGAUGCUGCCAGGACCACACUUUUACCUAAAAGAUACAGCAAAUGAGAAAGUCCUUCUUGACCACAUCACGAAGCAUCUUGAGACGGCUGAGAUGGAUUACUUAUAGAGUACCCACGGGUGGUUGUGUGCUACUGUGUCGAUGGAACUUUGUUGAGCUAAGCCUACAAAUGUAACUGUGUAAAAACUGACAUUCCAACUUCCUGUGUAAUUAUAAUAAUAUAUUUUAUAAUUAGUGCUACAGUGGAUUAUCAAAGUAUUCAGACCCCUUGACUUGCACUGACUGUGCACACUUUAAUGUGUUCUAGAUUUGAUUCAGAGUGAAUACAUUUACCACAUUUACCCAUCAGUCUUCACUUAAUGACGCUUUUCGGUUACCUUAUAAUACCCUAUAGUGUUUUAACAACAACAUUUUAAUCAAAUCUAUUUCGGUAUGGUCUAAUACACUGCCUGGCCAAAAAAAGGUCACACACUCUAAUAUUUUGUUGGACCGCCUUUAGCUUUGAUUACAGCACGCAUUUGAUGGAAUAACAUUGAUGGAAUAACCUGGUCGUUCAGUAUAUCAUAUCAUAGAUCAUUGCACUGCCCCCACAGGCUUGUACGGUUGGCACUAGGCAUGAUGGGUGCAUCACUUCAGCCGCCUCUCUUCUUACCCUGAUGCACCCAUCACUCUGGAAUAGGGUAAAUCUGGACUUAUCAGACCACAUGACCUUCUUCCAUUGCUCCAGAGUCCAAUCUUUAUGCUCCCUAGCAAAUUGAAGCCGUUUUUGCCGGUUAGCCUCACUGACAAGUGGUUUUCUUAAGGCUACACAGCUGUUUAGUCCCAAUCCCUUGAGUUCACUUCGCAUUGUGCAUGUGGAAAUGCUCUUACUUUCACUAUUAAACAUUUCCCUGAGUUCUAUUGUUGUUUUUCUACCAUUUGAUUUCACCUAACGUUUAAGUGAUCGCCGAUCACGAUCAUUCAAGAUUUUUUUCCGACCACAUUCCUUCCUCGAAGAUGAUGUUUCCCCCCCACUGUCCUUCCACUUUUUAAUAAUGCGCUGGACAGUUCUUAACCCGAUUUUAGUGGUUUCAGCUUCUCCUUAGAUGUUUUCUCUGCUUGAUGCAUGCCAGUAAUUUGACCCUUCUGAAACAGAUGAACAUCUUUUCCACGACCACAGGAUGUGUCUUUCGACAUGGUUGUUUAACAAAUGAGAAGCUACUCACUGCAUCAGUUAGGGUUAAAUAACUUGUUGCCAGCUGAAACAUAAUCACCCAUGCAGUAAUUAUCCAAUUACCUAUUUGCUUAGUUAAAUCCAGGUGGUGAGCUUUUUUGGCCAGGCAGUGUAUUUACUAUGAAUAACUUUGGUUAGCACAGGAGUUUGCUAACUAGCUCCCUUGCUAACCAAACCCGUUUCCCCUGCGAUAACUGAGGUAUGUACAGGAGUUUUGAAUAAGUGGCGUUAAAAUAAAGAUUUGGACUGUU
This is a messenger RNA of Trichomycterus rosablanca, 2209 nucleotides long. It is a transcript of the gene olah, whose product is annotated as oleoyl-ACP hydrolase. Lineage: Eukaryota; Metazoa; Chordata; Actinopteri; Siluriformes; Trichomycteridae. Gene Ontology annotation, biological process: lipid biosynthetic process. The record is from RefSeq and is a predicted model, not a curated record. The transcript is spliced from 7 exons. Bases 38 to 853 code for a protein of 271 amino acids.